AUGGCUGAGAAUGGUGGAUACGUUCAUACUCCCCCUGCACCGUUCAGGUCGCCACCCAACACGACAUCGUGGGACAUCGGUAUGCCGCGUAGUACAUCUCUAAGCCGAUCCCAAAACAGCGUCUUAUCCGCGUCGCUGCAGCCGACCUGUGGGGCUUUACCUCCUCCACAAAAAAUAAUGGAAGUGUCACACACAUUGACAUUAAAUGAAACUGCUUUGCAGCAGUUGCCUGAUGACAAGAAACCACAUUUCAUUUUUGAAUGGCUACGUUUUCUAGAUAAAGUUUUAGUAGCAGCUCAUAAGUCUGACAUUAAGAGCUGCCAACAAAAGCUAGUAGCUCAGCUUGUAAACCUACUGAGAGAAUCACUGGGUGCACCAGCGCGUAAAUUGCUUGCAAGAUGCUUAGCUACUCUGUUCUCAGUUGGUGACACAUUCUUGUUGUUUGAUACAGUGAACAAAUGCAAUGACAUAAUUAAAGUGAAAGAUGAUUCACCAUCCUAUUUACCUACCAGACUUGCUGCUAUCUGUUGUCUGGGAAGUAUGUAUGAAAAACUUGGCAGGAUGAUGGGCAGAUCAUAUGAGGAGACAGUAGCCACACUAGUAAGAUCGCUAAAAAGUUCAGAGUCUCAGACUAGACUUGAGAUAAUGAUUACGCUGGAGAAGAUUUGCCUGGGCAUGGGCACGGCGGCGGGCACGGCGCUGCGCGAGGUAUCGCGCGCGGCGCGCACGUCGCUGCUGAGCGAGCGCGUGGCGGCGGUGCGCGCGGCCGCCGCGCACGCCUUGCGCCGUGUACUGCCGCUGUUGCGCCUGGCGCCCGCAGACGUCGACGCCAUCGCCGCAGCCUGCCUGCGCGCCGCGCACUCCUCAGACCUAGCGCUCAGAUGCGCCGUAGCAGAACUUCUUGGUGCACUCAUUGCCGCCACUCAAGCUGGUGAUGUUUCUAAUACAAAUAAUAAGAUGAAAAUGGGCAUUCAGUCGGUUCAACAAAGCAAAAAGGAUUCCCAAAAGAAUGUAGUGUCCUUAGACGAAGCUCUGAAUCUGUUAAUGGGUGCCUUCUUGAGAGGAGGCACAUCGUUCCUGAAGGGUGAUAUAAUUAAAUCUGGCUCAGGCGUCAACAGAGAAGUUAGAGUUUGUGUUACCCACGCAUAUGUGAUAUUCGUGCAGAACAUGGGUGGCGUUUGGUUGGAACGAAACAUGACUACAUUCCUUACUCAUGUGCUGGAUUUAGUUGCCAAUCCUAAAGCUGCCAGUUCACAUGUAGACGCCGUUUAUUCCAGGAAGUGCAUAAAUUAUAUACUACGCAACACAUUAGGUAAAAUGCUUGGGGAGAAAGCACAAGCAUCCGCUUGUCGUGAAAUUAUACAGAUUGUUGCCAAGCAAAUGAACAGCAUCGAUUUUAACCCAGAAAAUGCAAAGGAUUGCAAUCAGGAGACCCUGUUCAGUCAGCACCUCUUAGUUUGUGCUCUCACAGAAGCCGGAGAAUUGGCUCUGCAACUCGGCACAUCCGUUCACAAUCUUGUAACAGAUACAUCUUUAAAUAUGAUUGACACCAUAUUCACGGUGUUGGAGCACCCAUGCGUUGCGGCGCGACUUGCGGCUGCGCGGUGCGCGCGCUGCGUGUGUGAGGCGCUUCCCGCCCAGAUCACACCGUUGCUAGACCGCUGCGUGGAUGCACUGGACGCAGCGCGCCCCACGCCGCACCACAUCUCCGGUUAUUCAGCGGCCCUGGCAGCCAUACUUGGGGCAGUUCACCUCUCGCCGCUCGGAGUCCCUCACGGCAGGGGAAAAGUGGCGUUUAACGCUGCGGAGCAACUGUUGCGUUCAGCCGGCCAAAGCAGUCGGCUAACUGCCGCUCGGACUAACGCGGGAUGGUUAAUUGUCGGCGCUAUUUGUACCCUCGGGGUUCCCGUGGUGCGUGGAUUGUUGCCACGAAUGUUGCUUUUGUGGAGAAAUAGUUUUCCGCGUUCGGCCAAAGAACUGGAAUCUGAAAAGGCCAGAGGAGAUGCUUUUACUUGGCAGGUGACAUUGGAAGGCCGUGCGGGAGCACUAUCAGCGUUACAUAGUCUGCUCAUUCAUUGUCCAUCGCUGGUUAAUAAUGAUGAUACCGCGAAGAGACUGACACAACCCAUUGAUGGUGCUAUUGCUGUGCUUACCAAUGUGGGCAACGUGGUGCGCGGCGCAAGUGGCGCCCUGAAAGCGCCGGCUGCGCUGCUGCGGCUGCGGCUAUACCAGGCGAGCAGCGCACUGCGCGGCGCCGGCACGCCCCCCGCGCCCCCCGCGCCGCUGUUGCGCCUGCUGGCCGCCGAGCUCGCCGGCUCUGCGGACCCCAGUGGAGCCAACGUCGCCACCGGUAUGCUGAGAAACGCCAUGCAUCCUCGAGAUACGAUACUAUUAGGUGAAGAAAGCUGGAUUUAUGAUACAGAUCAUGCUGAAAUAGAAGAACAGCUGAUCUCGCCGCUGAGCGCGAGUGGGUCGGGCGCGCUAGAGCACGACCCGUGCUGUCUGUACCGCGCCGCGGCGCCCGCAGCGGGCGCGCCGCCGCUCGGCGUCGCAGUGAUCGACGCUUCCGUUGUGCUCUUCCCGCACAUAUUCGCCAGGGCGGCCAAUAAGCACCGACAACAAAUGCUAGAGCAUUUCGCUGAAUGCAUAAAGAUAUCAAAAGGAGUUCGUCAAGAGGCUAUUCAAAUCAACAUUUACACCGCUCUGCUGCUAGCUCUGCGUACGUUGGCGGAGUUAAAGAGCUCGUUGGGACAAGACGCCGUGAAGAAUAUUGCUACUGAACUUAUAAUUAAUGGUCUAUCAGCGAACAGUGCAACAGUCCGUGCUGCAGCUGCUUCUUGUGCAGGCAGACUGUGCGGUUGCGUGUCGGAAGCUGAAUCUCAAGCGCUGAGUGAGCGCGUUAUUACUCUGGCGAGGACGUCGGCCAACAGGCCGGUACGGGCUGCUGCAGCGGCUGCAGUGGGCGCCGUGCAGCGGGCGCGUGGGGCUGCAUCCAGCGCUGCAGCGCUUCCGGUGUUGAGAGCACUGGCGCAAGACUCGGCCGCAGUCGAGCUGCAGGUCUGGUCUGUGCACGCGUUAUCAGUUCUAGUGGAUGCGUCUGGGCCUAUGUUCCGUGGUCAUGUGGAGUCGACCCUCAACCUGGCUCUGAAGUUGUUGUUUAGUUCACCACCGUACCAGGAGGAUCUUCACCGUAGCAUCGGCCGAUUGCUGUCCGCUUUGAUUACUGUUGUUGGACCUGAGUUGCAAGUGGGAAGUGGCGCGGUGAGUAGAUUUCUCUGUGCGUGUGCCGCGCUGCAGGAGUGCAGUGGCGGAGGAGCGCGCGCCGAGAGCAUCGGCUGCCUGCAGCAGCUGCAGAUGUUCUCCCCGCGCAGCAUCAACCUGCACGCGCUCGUGCCGCAGCUCUGUCGUGACUUAUCAAGCUCUGAACUAGCAGUCAGACGUGCUGCACUUUGCUGUUUGAGACAGUUAUCGCAGAAAGAGGCAACGGAGGUUUGCCGCUACGCCAUGCUAGCUAAAGACCAUGUCCCUGCAAAACCGUAUUGUGGAGUGACAAUAAGCGACAGCGGGCUGCCGGGCGCGCUGUUCGCGUACCUGGACACGGAGCGCGACGAGACCGCGCUGUCGCACGCGCGCGACGCGCUCACGUGCUGCCUGCUGGCCGCGGCCGGUGCGCGCCAGCUGCGCGACUGGCUGCUGCUCGCCAAGCGCGUGCUCACCGUGCGCCUCGAAGAUACCAACAACCAAGAAACAGAUUUUGAUGGCGAAGGUGAUGAUGACCAAGCGGAAUUCCAUGCAGAAUCAGAGCAGUCCACACAUCCAGCUAUUCAGCCGAGAUGGUCUACAAAGGUGUUUGCAAUGGAAUGCAUUCAGAAAAUCAUGAGUGCUUGCGAAGCAACAGGGGACAGUGCGCAUUUCGAUCUCGUGAAAGCCAAAGAAAAAUUGCAAAAUGAUCCUAAUGGGGAUUAUCUAUCGCUUCAUCUCUCGGACCUAGUCCGCAUGGCGUUUGUAGGCGCAACUGGCGAGUCAGACGCAUUGCGUUUGAGCGGCUUACAUACACUGCAGAUGAUCAUACAGCUGUUCGCUCGCGCCCCAGAACCGGACUUUCCUGGACAUUUGCUCCUUGAACAGUAUCAGGCACAGGUGGGUGCAGCAGUGCGACCGGCGUUCGCUCGCGACACGGCGUCGCACGUGACGGCGGCCGCCUGCGACCUGUGCUCCGCCUGGCUGGGCUGCGGCGUCGCGCGCGACAUCGACGACCUGCGCAGAGUUCACCAGUUGCUGGUUUCUAGCUUAGAUAAACUCAAUAAAAAAGGAAAUACUACAUUAAUUUACAACGAAAGUAUGGCAACGCUUGAAAAACUGUCAAUUUUAAAAGCAUGGGCUGAGGUGUAUAUAGUGGCAAUGGUCAGCAACGACAGCGCACCGGGCAGCUACGUGAAGCAACUUGAUACGAAACCUUUCAAUAUUAAAGCUGAGCUGGUCAAGUGGCGUAAUCAGGUUCUACAAAACAACAAUGAAAUAGACAACGCAAAUCAAGAGGAGGAUGACGAAGAGUACGGGGAAUUUGAGUCGAAAGGCGAGAGUCUAUUGAAGUUGGUAGAACCAGAGUUAGAAAGUUUAGGAGAAAAUUGGCUCGCCGCUUUGAGAGAUCACGCGUUAUUAAGUUUGCCCCCCGAGUUCGCGUCGCAGCUGCCGCACGGCGGCGGCGCGUUCUACGCUGCGGAGAGCGCGGAAGCGUCGCGGCCGCACUACGCGCGCGCCUGGCCGCAGCUGCUGUACGCCGCCGCGCUGCGCUACAACGCCUGCUUCCGGGACAUCGCCGCCGCCGAUAAAACUGACAAUACUAUGGACAACAGAUCAACUAAAACAGAAAAUGGCAACUUUGAAUUUUUCGAACCUGUGGAUGAAAGAUUUCAUUUACUUUUCGGUAUAUGUAUGGAGGCAUUGUGUGCACAACGCGAUAUAAGCGAUAGUAACAUAGUUUCUGUGCUUCUAUCUUUGGUGACUCUGCUGGACGCUCCGGAAAAUAGAGCAAGAUUGUUUAAAGACAAAGCACUGGCGAUAGAACUGUGCCAAAUCAUUCAUCGGAUAGGACUUACCCAGGACAGCAUCGAGGCGUUGCUGCUAGCGGCCGACGUGCUGCAGCUGAUCAUUCUCGGCGGCAAGGAACAGCUUCACGCUAGCAUGCAAGCAAAGAUUAAAGAGCUGUCGCUGGGUGCGGGGGAAGGCUCCGGGGAGGUGUCGGAGGAGAUGGCGACGGCGGUGGCGACGCUGGGCGAAGGUGGGCCGACGGGCGACGUGUGUGGCAGCCGCUGCGUGGCGGCCAGCGCGCUAAGGGCGAGCGCGUGCCUGGUGGUGCGUCGGCUGCCGGCGUUGGGCCCGCGCCGCGGCCUCACCGGCGUCAUCGGCGUGCCGCGCGGCCUGGGCCCGCACGCCGCCGCGCUGCUCGUCAAGUGCCUCGCCGCCAUGUCGCAGCUCACCGACCUCACCAGCCCGCAAGGCGCGGUGUCGGUGCUGCCGACGGUGCUGCACGUGGCGACGGAGGUGCUGCGCGAGGGCGGCGCGGCGGCCGAGGCGGGCGUGCUGCUGCUGCAGCGUGCCGCCGACUGCCGCGCCGCCGCCGCACCCGACACCAGCGCGACCCAUGCGCGCCUGCUGCAGACCGCGCUCGCCAAGCUGCUCGACAGCGUCAAGACAGAGGCAGCGGAACAGCGUAUAGAGGCGAUCACGGGCGCGCGCGGGAUGGCGGCGGUGCUGGGACGCGCGGCGCCAGCGCCCGAGCUGCACUACCCCUGCAUUAACCACUUCCGGCAGUGCCUCGACACGCGAGACAACGACUUGUUCGCGGCGUGCUGUGGCGUGCUGCGCGGCGUGUGGUCGCGUAGCAGUGGCAGUGACAAUGGCGGCGGUGCGGUGUCGUGGUGGGCGCGCGCGCUGGGAGCUCGAGUAGCCGCGCGCGCGGCUGCGGCGCGGCGGCCGGCCGACGCGGCGCACGCGCGCGCUGCCGUCGCCGCCGUUACCGCGCUCGACGACCUCGUCGCCGCCGCGCCCGACGCUGCACGCAUUCAGCUGCUGCGUAUGCUGGUGCCGAUAGUGAUAUCGUACCUGCGCGAAGGCAACGAGCUAACGAGUGCGCCGCCGCACGUGCGCACGCUGCACGACUUCGCGCUGCAGUGGCUCAUGCGCGUCGGGCCCAAGUACCCGCAGGAGUUCAAAACAAUGAUGCAACAGUCGCCCGAUCUACGUACCAAGUUAGAAAACGCCGUGAAGGCGAAUCAGAUCAGCCGAUCCAAUAAACAGUCCCAACCGCAAAGACCGGUCUUUGAGUCGCGACCAGCCAAACCCACUAUACAGCUGAAGACCGAUUUCAGCGAUUUCAGAUAA
Messenger RNA from Parnassius apollo (apollo), 6384 nucleotides. The record is from the annotation of a GenBank genome assembly. Lineage: Eukaryota; Metazoa; Arthropoda; Insecta; Lepidoptera; Papilionidae.